AUGUCAUAUCCAUUGUCGCUGGACGCCAUCGCACAGUUGUCGAACGAGCGUAUGCGAGCCGCAAGCUGGGAUGCAGACAGUGCGCGUACAAGUUUACCAAACGAUAACACACAACGGUCCGCGCUCUGUCAACCGUGCUGGGAUGGACCCUUUGCAGCGCACCUCGGGCUCUUCUACACGCAUGUUGUAAGGCAAAAGGACUCCUCAUACAGCGGAGGAUAUGCAUACUCGACUUCGUGGGCAGAGGUCAAGUCACAGGCCGACGCCGGAUGCCUUUGGUGUCGGCUGCUGUAUGCGACUCGGUCUAAGGACGACGAUGCUAUGCCGAGCGCAAGUCCGGUGAAGAUCAUCGUGGGUAUCAAGCGGCCUUCAAACGGGGUUAGCCCUCCCCACGCUCAAGAACUGGCUGUAUGUGCAAAUGGCUUGCUGCGAUUUGAAGGGUACCUGUAUACAAGCACCAAAGACCCGGCGGCGGGGUGCGUCAUCGCGCGAAGUCACGUACUAGACAUCGGAUCCCCACAUGCUCUAGCUCUCGCGAAAGACUGCGUCGACGAGUGCGCACGGGGACAUGCGCGCUGCCGAGCCCUGCUAGCAUCUCACGAGAGCGAUGCUCUGCUCCCUACCCGUCUCAUCGACUGCUCCGAUCCCAGCCGUCCGCGUCUCGCCCCGACGGACGGCCGACGCGGCAAGUACUGCGCGCUCAGCUACGUCUGGGGCGAGCCGCAACCACACAGCACUGUCAUCUCCAACGUGCACGUCUACACUGCGGGGAUCAAUCCUGAAAAACUACCGCAGACUAUCCGCGACGCGAUCUACGUCACGCACGAGCUCGGGAUGCAAUAUCUGUGGGCGGACACGCUGUGCAUAAUACAGGACUCGGGCCAGGACAAGCGGCGCGAGCUCGCUCGCAUGCAUCGCAUCUACCGCGACGCGCACCUCACCAUCAUCGCAUCCGACGCGCGGAAGGUCAGCGAGGGCUUCCUGCAGGAUCGACCGGACACCGCCGUGCGUGACGUUGUCCUUCCCUCUGUUUGCCCCCUGAGCGGGAUUUAG
Messenger RNA from Trametes versicolor FP-101664 SS1, 1053 nucleotides. Its product is annotated as HET-domain-containing protein. The coding region runs from base 1 to 1053 and encodes 350 amino acids. The transcript is spliced from 3 exons. The record is from RefSeq and is a predicted model, not a curated record. NCBI's taxonomy places the organism in Eukaryota, Fungi, Basidiomycota, Agaricomycetes, Polyporales, Polyporaceae.